Cryptococcus amylolentus CBS 6039 is the source of this 1110-nucleotide messenger RNA. RefSeq lists its product as hypothetical. NCBI's taxonomy places the organism in Eukaryota, Fungi, Basidiomycota, Tremellomycetes, Tremellales, Cryptococcaceae. The record is from RefSeq and is a predicted model, not a curated record. The transcript is spliced from 6 exons. The coding region runs from base 1 to 1110 and encodes 369 amino acids.
AUGCGAUUUGCUACUGCCUUUGCUGUCCUUGCUGCCGUCGCUGCUACCGCCGGCGCUGCCCCCACCGGUCAGCAGGAGUCUGCCAGCCUCUCCUUCUCUGGUCCUCCUCCUUCUGGCCCUCCUCCUUCUGGCGUUCCUCCCUCCGGCGUUCCCCAGCAGAAGAGGGGUGCCUCUGGUGAAGCUCCUUCUGGACCUGCCCCCUCUGGCAACCCUCCUCCCUCUGGAUCUGGUUCUGCCGUCGCCCCGCCUCCCUCCGGCGCUGCUCAGCAGAGGCGAGGUGAUGUGAGCUCUGCUGCUCCUCCUCCCCCUCCUUCUGGCUCUGGCUCUGCCGCUGGCCCUCCUUCCGGCGCUCCUCAGCAGAAGCGACAGGACGCGCCCUCCGGCUCCGCCCCCGCUGGACCUCCUCCCUCUGGCUCUGCCCCUGCCGGCCCGCCUCCCUCUGGUGCUCCCCAGCAGAAGCGACAGGACGCUCCCUCCGGCUCUGCUCCCGCUGGCCCUCCUCCUUCUGGAUCUGCCCCCGCUGGACCUCCUUCCGGCGCUCCCUCCGGGUCCGCCCAGCAGAAGCGAGGUGACUCUGCCGCGGCCCCUCCUCCCUCUGGAUCUGGGUCCGCUCCUCCUCCUCCUUCUGGCGCCCCUUCCGGCUCUCCCCAGCAGAAGCGAGGUGAAUCUGCUGCUCCCCUUCCUCCUUCCGGAUCUGGAUCAGCUCCCCCUCCCCCUCCCUCUGGCGCUCCUUCCGGCUCUCCCCAGCAGAAGCGUCAGGAGAGCGCUGCUCCUUCCGGUGGUGCGCCUCCUUCUGGUGCUCCCCCUUCUGGCGCGCCUCCCUCUGGUACUGCGCCCGCUGGUCCUCCUCCUUCCGGUUCUCCCUCUGGCUCUGCCCAGCAAAAGCGAGGUGACUCUGCUGCGCCCCCUCCUCCCUCUGGAUCUGGGUCUGCUCCUCCCCCUCCUCCCUCUGGCGCUCCUUCCGGCUCUCCCCAGCAGAAGCGACAGGAGAGCUCUGCUCCUUCCGGUGGUGCGCCUCCUUCUGGACCUCCCCCCUCUGGCGUCCCUCCCUCCGGUGGACCUAGCCAGUCUGGCAAUGCCGCGCCCACUCCUUCCGCGGGAUCUGCUUAG